GCCGCGGUGUCUGUCUUGUCACCGGCGCAAGCGGGACCCAGUCUGUGUGUGCUCCCUCAUGCUGCUGCCUGUCUCAGCUGUCGGUGCUGACCACUGCCAUUGCCGCCGCUGAGAUGAUGAGCAGCAACACCACCUCCUCCUCCCCGGCAAAGCCUGCAGGAACUAGCCCUCUAACGCUGAGCCCAAAACACCGGGAUCACGUCGCUUCUUUGGGGCCUGCAACCCAGCUUAUCAUCAGGGAUGUUGGAGAAAUACAUUCUCGACUGCUGGAUCACCGGCCAGUCAUUCAGGGUGAAACCCGGUACUUCAUUAAGGAGUUUGAGGAAAAACGUGGACAUAGAGAAAUGAGAGUUCUUGAAAAUUUGAAAAGCAGCGUUUCUGAAACCAAUGAUCAUAUUCUUCCAAGAUGUUCAGAUGUAAUGCAAGACAAGCUGGGCUGGGUGCUUAAAACUUUGGAAACCGCCAAUCAUACCAUCCACAAGCUGCAGCAGCAAGAGCAGGAAAAUGCAAAGAGUAUUGCAGCAAAAGUUGGGAAUGAGAAGAUUCGAUCCCAGUGGGGCGCAUUCAUGAAGGAGCAAGAACAGAGGCGGCUGACAGUUGAUGAAGAGCACAGUAGGGCGGUGCUGCGACUAAAGGAACAGUAUGGACAGAUGAAAAGAGAGCUCUCAAAAACAGUCUCCUUUUAAGAACUUUCUUAUGCAUAUCAUCAAAUCUGCCUUCUGAUAUGUAUUUACCAGCUUACCAUUCAGUUAUGUCAUAUUACAGAAUAGUAGUAGGCUUCCAUUAUCUCAUUUUUCAGGCAUCUGAGGCUGAUCGGGCGAUGGACUGAGAAUAAAGGACAAGUGGUCCACCACUGGCCUGUGAGCUCUGUGGCCAGAGACAUAACCGUCAAAAAAACUACAUUACCGCUACCAAAUUCUGUUUGUUAGAGAUCAUAUCAUUUUUUAAUGAUUGUUUACUUGUUUAGGCUUGCCUGGAUCAGUAAUGUUUGGAAUUAAUCCUUUCUGUACAAACAUCAACUGUACAUUCAAUAGCAAUAUUCAUCUUCCAUUGUACCUUUUUAAAUCAUUCAGCAAUAAAAUAACAAGUUACAGCAAA
Pseudophryne corroboree (corroboree frog) is the source of this 1098-nucleotide messenger RNA. RefSeq names its product biogenesis of lysosomal organelles complex 1 subunit 5 (gene BLOC1S5). The transcript has 5 exons. The record is from RefSeq and is a predicted model, not a curated record. Gene Ontology annotation, cellular component: BLOC-1 complex; transport vesicle. Bases 114 to 686 code for a protein of 190 amino acids. Lineage: Eukaryota; Metazoa; Chordata; Amphibia; Anura; Myobatrachidae.